CUUAUUUAGUAUUUGCAUCUGAGAACGAAACUACAAUUUUUCAUUUCAUUUUGUAUUUCGUUUAUUAUAUAUUACAAUUUGUUUCUUAAUAUAUUCCCAUCGAAUAUAUCAUCAUUAAAAUAUUUUGUUAAUAUCUAAAUUUCUUCAGCACACAUUAGCAAAGCAUAUUUGUACAUCUAACUAAAACGACCAUGCCUGGAAACAAAGAUUUGAGAACGCUUUUAAAAUUCACUCGCCUUACUGACAAUGCUUUCCCGCCAGUAAAAGGUUCAGAUCGUGCAGCAGGAUUUGAUUUAAAAAGUGCCUAUGAUUAUAAAGUUCCCGCUAAAGGCAAAGAAUUGGUAAAAACAGAUUUACAAAUUGAAUUGCCUUCUGGUUGUUAUGGAAGAGUUGCACCAAGGUCUGGCUUAGCUGUCAAAAACUUUAUUGAUGUUGGAGCUGGUGUUAUUGAUGAAGACUACAGAGGAAAUGUUGGUGUAGUGUUAUUCAAUCACUCUGAUCAAGACUUUGUUGUUAAAAAAGGUGAUAGAAUAGCUCAACUCAUAUGUGAAGUGAUUUUUCACCCUGAAUUACUUGAAGUAGACAACUUAACUGAAACACAUAGGGGAGAUGGUGGUUUUGGCUCUACAGGAACACAGUAAAAUAAAACAUUAAAUAGUUUAAAAGAUAUGUAAUUAAGUUUAUUUUAUGAAUAAAUGAUUAUAAAAAUAUC
Nymphalis io (European peacock) is the source of this 712-nucleotide messenger RNA. RefSeq names its product deoxyuridine 5'-triphosphate nucleotidohydrolase (gene dUTPase). Gene Ontology annotation, biological process: dUMP biosynthetic process; dUTP catabolic process. Lineage: Eukaryota; Metazoa; Arthropoda; Insecta; Lepidoptera; Nymphalidae. The transcript has 3 exons. Gene Ontology annotation, molecular function: dUTP diphosphatase activity; magnesium ion binding. The coding region runs from base 192 to 641 and encodes 149 amino acids. The record is from RefSeq and is a predicted model, not a curated record.